AUGAAUAGUGACUAUGUCGAAAGAGAGAAGAUAUAUACUGGUCCCCUUUCAAUAGUAUACAAAGCCAAGGAUGCCAGGAAUGGGAAAAUUGUAGCAUUGAAAGUAGUAGAUGUAGACUUUUUAGUUAAACCGCAUAAUAUCAAAAGAGAAAUAGAGUUCUUAAAGCUUCAAGGGCAAGUAGGUGGUGAAAAAUUUGGCAUUCUACAGUAUAUAAAUUCUUACAAGUUUGGAGAUGAUGAUAUUCUUGUCACUGAAUACUAUGAUAUCGACUUAAAUUCCUUGCUUGUAUCACACAAGAAGAGAUCAGUUAAGUACGACUGGAGCAAUCCGGAACAAAAUAAGUAUGUCUUCAAAAAUCAAUUCCCCACAGAUUUAGCUACUUUUAUAUUUUAUAAGCUUAGCUUAACAUUAAAGUACCUACAUGAUGAAUGCCAAAUAAUACAUAGAGAUAUAAAGCCAUCGAAUGUUUUCUUCAAGCAGAAUAGAGAGGGAGAAGUCUACGAACCAGUGUUGGGAGAUUUUGGUAUUCUCUACGACAAGAAAUGUCCUCCCCCAGAUGAGCCACCCAACGAAAAAUAUACCGAUGUAUCCACUGGGUGCUAUAAAGCCCCUGAGCUUUGCUUUGGAACAACAGAUUAUGAUACAGCGAUAGAUAUUUGGUCAUUGGGAGUAUUGGUGAGUAGAAUGUAUUCAAAUGAUGGAUUUGAAUGCGUCAAGAAUGAUAGCGGGAGUGAUCUUGGUUUGAUUCAUUCUAUAUUCCUGCAGUUUGGAACACCGAAUUUAGAAUCAAUUGACGAAAAAAAAGACAAGAGAUAUUGGCCAGAAAUGAAGGGAAAUCAGCAGUUUGAAAUGUUCAACUUUAAUAUAAAUGAAAGAAGGAGUCCAAGCGAACUAAUCCCCAGGUGCCCUAACAACGAGAUCAGUGUGCUAUGGGAUGAUUUGAUGGUAUAUCAAUCAAGUGAGAGACCAAGUGCACGUGAUAUAGUUCGCAGAAUAGAGAGUAUCCAAUGA
This is a messenger RNA of Dujonia railenensis, 1011 nucleotides long. Lineage: Eukaryota; Fungi; Ascomycota; Pichiomycetes; Serinales; Debaryomycetaceae. The record is from the annotation of a GenBank genome assembly.